Molecule: messenger RNA, 1697 nt
Organism: Dicentrarchus labrax (European seabass)
Lineage: Eukaryota; Metazoa; Chordata; Actinopteri; Moronidae
Gene: cunh4orf33
Product: chromosome unknown C4orf33 homolog
Exons: 6
Coding region: 383-973 (196 amino acids)
Source: RefSeq, a predicted model, not a curated record
AAUGAAGAGGUGCACCGCAGAGGUUGUUCCGUCUGUACUACAACAGGGAAGUGAAUAGGUUCCGUUCUGUUUCGGGAAGGUGCAGUCGGAUUUAUAUUUGAAGGAUGUGUCAUUUCAAGAAAUUCAAUAUUUUAGUUUCCGUUUGAGUAUUGCAUAUUACAAGAGAUUAUGUUUUUACCCCGACGAACUUGUCUGGUCUGUCAGAAAGUAACACACGUAUUCGUAUAAAAUGUGCUGCAUCGCUCUCAGUCCACUGGUCAUAUGAUUUUGCUUAUGCUGACGUUACAACAUUUCUGUUGUAAAACAACGUCCUCAGGGUACAAUUCAAAUAAUUUAAAGUCCAAUCUGAAACCACAAUCUGGACACCAAUCCUCGAAAGCAAAUGGAGUUUUUGAUCCGGCACACCUGGGAUAGCAAUCCUGUGAAUCAUGACCCUAUCAGGGUUGUUUUCUCUCCUGGCCAAGGGGGGCUGAAGAUUGAAGUGUUUGGUCCCUUCUUCAAUGACCCAGCAGCUCCUGCAAGCCCCCCCAGUCAGCCCUUCCCUGGACUCUGGGAUUAUGAAGUUGUGGAGUCCUUCUUCCUUGACAGUACUACAGAAAAUUACCUAGAGGUGGAGCUUUGUCCACAUGGACAGCACCUGAUAUUAUUGCUGUCAGGAGUUGGCCAAGCAUUCCUGCAACAACUGCCCAUGGUGUUUAAUGCCACCAUCAAAGGGGACAGGUGGAUGGGCGAGGCUCUCCUUCCCUGGUCGUACUUCCCUCCCAAUAUCAACAAGAUGAACUCCUACGCCAUCCAUGGCUCAGGAGAGAAGCGUACAUACGAAGCCCUCUACCCCGUCCCCAAGGAGGAGCUAGUGGAAGGCCAAAGACCCAACUUCCACCGUCUGGAGUAUUUCCAAAAUUUCCGCCUGCAAAGCAUCAUGGGAGAAGGUUGGGUCCAGCCAGAUUCUGAUCUGUGGAUAGGAAAGCCCUGAGAUUGUCAAAAAAGCUUUUCCCUCUCUCUUUCUGUCUUUUUCUUGCACACACACGCACACAACACACACGCACAUACACCAUGGCGGCAGAGCAAUAGUACAAACACUCUUUGACGGGGAACAAAGGGCAAUCAAUCCUUAUUAGUUAAUGAUGUCAAAUGAUAUGACAAAAAAUAUGUUAUCAGCUUGUCAGAGCGUAUUAGCCUUCACACACAUCUUUAGAAGCACACAGUCACACACAUAUCACAAGGUACUGGACGUCACAUUAAAUUGCCUUGGCAGAGUGUGACCUGUAGCGCUUAUACUGUGGAUGGUGGCAAGGACUGCUCAAUUUGACAUUCAGCUCCGGUGUAGCCUGUGCGUUUCAUUUCAGUGAGUUGAACCACAGCAGGUAUUUGUGAUUGUUUGCCCUGACUGUUAAGAGACACAUGCGCAAACAAUCACACACCACUGAAGUGAAAAAUCUGUUCUUUGGAGUUGCAAGCCAGAGCUUUUGGAUUUGUGCCGUACUGUCAUUAUAUCCUUUUGCAAUCAUUCCACUGACUUUAUGAAUAUCAUUUUACAUUUAAAUAUCUUUAUAUAUUGAUUACAUAUUGCUGGGGAUGUGUAUUGUCAUUUUUUUCCCCCUCUGUGAGUGUCUGAUAAAUGUCACUAUAAUUGUAUUUCUGAUGUGUGAUCAUGCUUCACUGUGUUUCUGUCCAUUAAAGUAAUUGGUGGUUCAUCA